Molecule: messenger RNA, 2271 nt
Organism: Microdochium trichocladiopsis
Lineage: Eukaryota; Fungi; Ascomycota; Sordariomycetes; Xylariales; Microdochiaceae
Exons: 1
Coding region: 1-2271 (756 amino acids)
Biological process (GO): positive regulation of transcription by RNA polymerase II; DNA-templated transcription
Molecular function (GO): zinc ion binding; DNA-binding transcription factor activity, RNA polymerase II-specific; sequence-specific DNA binding
Source: RefSeq, a predicted model, not a curated record
AUGACUGCAUCCACGGCCCUCAGGCCCUCCUCUCGCCUAGCUGACGAUGUCAAUCCGGAACCGGGCCCGGGGCCGAGCCCAAGCCCGCUCAGCCGGCUCGCAGACCUUGCCGCCAUCGAGGCACGCAUCUCCCAUCUCGAACACUCGACACUCUCCCCGGCGUCAGCCGCCCAAGCCCCGGUGGCAACUCCACAGCCCAGUGUCGUGGCGGCUGCUGUCCACGCCUCGACUGCUACUUCGGUGCCACUUUCCCGGAGCACGCCCGCAGCAGCCUUGCUGGGGACCUUUGCCGCGCCGUUGCUGACUCGGACCGACCACAGCGCCUCGGCCGUGGCCGCAGAGCUGGAAGUGGACGAGCCGGCACUCGAUCUGGACCGUGAGACGCACGAGGCCCUCCUACGGACGUAUGAGGCCAAGGUGCAGUGGCGGUAUCCCUUCCUGCGGCUGCACCAUCUGCGGACCGGCAGUCACACCAGCAGCAGCCGCAGUAGCAGCCGGAGAAGACCAAGGGAGCCUGGAGCCGCCUUCUUCACAGCCAUGGUCUACUCGAUCAGCCUGCUCGUGGACAAGACUCUGGCCAACCUAGGCGGCACCGCGGCUGGCCUCCACGACGAGUACUACCGCCUUGCCGUCACCCGCCACCUCGCCGCCGUCUUUGAGCAGCCAGACCGCCUGCUGCAUGUCCAGGCCUAUCUUGUGCUGGCUAUGCACGCCGUCUACUCGCCCUCUACGGAGCGCAUAAUUACUCUCGCGUCCGCCGCGAUGCGUGCCUGUGUCAUGGCCCAACUCCACUGCGCCGCCGCCGAGCCGGAGCCGUCCGACGUCGCCGCCCGGGUCCACAUCCAGAUGCGCCGCCGCGUCUUCUGGUGUGCCUACAAGCUCGACCGCACCGUCGGGGCCACGUUCCACCUGCCCUGUGCCGUCUCGGACUCCCACAUCACCGUCCGCCUCUAUGCCAACGUCGACGACCCCGACCUCGAGCAGCACUGCAGCCGGGCCACCACCGUGGGCAGUGCAGCUGGGAGCGGCGGCGAGGUCCGGGGAGUCGACCGGCUCACCGACGUCUCGGCGGCGCUCCACGUCGUCUACUGCCGCCAGAUCCAGAGCGAGAUCCUCAACUUCACCCUGCACCGCAACCACGCGGCCCACCACCGCCACGACGACCGCUGGCGGCUGCGCGUGCUCGACAAGCUGGACCGCUGGCGGGUGCUGUGGCAGCGCUACGAGCAGCCUGGGAGCGGCACCAACACCAGCGGCACGGGCAACUGGGACUGGAUCGACAUGAUGUACAGCUACAGCCUGGGCAUGCUGUACCGCCCAACCAAGACGUCCGUGUUCGACUCGGCCGGCGCGUGGACCGUCAAGGCCAGCGUCCAGGCGCUGCUCAUAUUCCGCCGCUUCCAGCGCGACACGGCCAACACGACCGAGCUCUGGCUGGGGCUCGUCACGCAGUUCAAGUGCGGCGUCGCCCUGCUGUACACCUUCUUCGCCACGCCUCCCGCCCUGCGUCCGCCGGUGUUCGAGCACCCAGAUGUUCCCGAGGCUGUCCGCGCCUGCAGCAUCACCUUGACCCUCAUCGGCGAGCGCUGGCCCCAGUCCCGCUGCCUCCGGGAUACGUUCGACCUGCUCGCCCGCGAGGUGCCCCUGACCGAGCACGCUUUUGCUCGGCACUACUCGACAUCCUCCUCCGCAGCCGCGGGACCCAUGUCCGCCGCCUCGACGGCCUCGAGAUCACAGCAUCCGUUGCCCGCGGCGGUGCCGGCCCGUCCUCGCGUCCGGGACGAGGCCCGCCGCGCCCUCCUCGAGCUGCUGGUGGACCUCGAGCACAUUGUCGUGCACCGCGACACGCUGCGCAUGAUCCGCGAGAUGGCGACCGAGGAGUUCCCCGUGUAUGCUCUCGAUGCCACGGCCGGGUCCGCACAUCCCGUCAUCCCCGGCGAUAUCGGCCCCAUGGCUGCCGAUAGGGAUGGCCUGGGCGGCGGCGGUGGAGGCAUGGCUACAGCGUCACGCGCGGCGGCUGAUGGACCAGGAGCACAUGGAGCAACAGUGGGGGCAGGAGGCAGUGGAGCAGGAGAUAGGAGGACAGAAGCACAGCAGGCACGAUCACAGGAGCAGGAGCACGAGUUGCCAGAGCACUUUUUCCAGCCGGCGACCCCGUCGGGGCUGUAUUUUGAUGGGCUGGGACUGGCAGACGAGAGCCUGGCCGAGACGGCCAUCGAGUACCCGACGUAUCUCGACACGUUUGACUUUUCAGACCCCUUCAGGUUGUAG